Molecule: messenger RNA, 1182 nt
Organism: Huiozyma naganishii CBS 8797
Lineage: Eukaryota; Fungi; Ascomycota; Saccharomycetes; Saccharomycetales; Saccharomycetaceae
Gene: TTI2
Product: Tti2p
Exons: 1
Coding region: 1-1182 (393 amino acids)
Source: RefSeq, a predicted model, not a curated record
AUGAGUAGUGCCAUAUCACAGUUUAUAGAAAAGGUCGCUACUUCAGAGAGGUCUGAAGAUGUUUCUUUGUGUGAAAUUGAGACAGCUGUGAACGAAGUAAAACGUCAGGGCGACGAAAUAUCCCGGGGGACUACUAUACAUCUGAUCCAACAACUGUCGUGUUUCGCUUUGGACCAGGAUGCUAAGAAGGCGCAAUGUGUAAUAAAGUUUGUUAACACCCUGUGGGAUGCUACAGAUGGGGACCCUUUAUACGUGGAUUUGAUCCCGCUUUUGAAGCCGCAUCUACUGUUGAACUUGGGCGAUGGCAGUAGUGCGAAGAGACGAAACCGCGUAGCUCCCGGGUUAAACCCAGUGUUAGGUGUCUCCUCACAAGAGGACGAGAUACGGUCCCGUUGGAAAUCUCAAGGUGGCUGGAAGCACGUUGGGCUGUUCUACAUUGUUCUAUUGCAUUUACAGCAUCGUGAUGUUUCAGUAGAGUUGCGAUGGAUCACGCCUGGGAUCCUCAAUCUGUUGGAUGACCCUCAUGAUAUACCCUUGAGAGUGCAAGGUGUUCAAUUGGUGCAUGCAUUUGUCGAGGUCUUCCGAGACCCUGAGCACUGGGUGCCCUUUAGCAGCACUGGACUGUUCUUGCUGUUCGAACCCGUUCUUAAGAACAUGUGCUACUUGGUCCCCACACUGUACAGUACGAUGGAUACCACACGUGUGUGGAGGAGUGUAUUCCCCGCGUUGAUCGCGCUGUACCGUGUAGAAUUCAGCGACACUCUCGAGUACUUCAGGCAUUUGCAGAGUAUGUGCAGUGAGAUCGUGCUGCGAGGGCUGAUACCGCGUCUCGGGGUCAAGUAUCCUACGCUGACGGUCCAGUUACUGACCACAUUGAGCGAGUUACUGAGCAAGAUGGGUCCACUGUCCGUGGUGCUGUUGCAGCGCACAGUGUACACUUUGGGGGAGUGUAUUGUGAGCGAUCCGUUCUUCACGGUAGCUGAUGAUAUUGUCACGGCACUGUUAGGUUGUGUGGAGACACUUGUCGACGUGUGUCCCAGCGAGAGAGUUGCUGCGCACAGGUACGAUUUGAACGCACUGUUCCGUAUCAUCCGGCACAAGUGCGAAUCGGAGGGAGCGACAACGGAGGCUAUCGGUAAGAUAGUUCUCGGGCUGGAAGCCCGGAUCCCACUGGACACUUGA